CAUCCACCAGUGCAUCAGCUCAUCUUCCCGAGUGGCCGACAACAUGAGCUUUGAGUUUCAGUCAACGUUCCAGUCAAGCUUCGAGAUGAUCUCCGGCUUUAGCGUCCCCUACGAGAGUCCUAUCCCUGGAGGACUGAAAGCUGGCAAAGCCAUCUUCAUCCAGGGAACCGUUCCCUCUGGAUCUAAAAGCUUUGAGGUGAAUCUGAAGUGUGGGAAGUCUGAAGGAGAUGACAUUGCCUUUCAAAUCAGACCCCAGUUUAGUAGCAACUGCAUAGUCCUAAACAGCCAGCAAAAUGGAUCUUGGGGAAAAGAGGAGAAACUGGAAUUACCUUUAAAGCAGGGGAGCAGCUUUGAUCUGAUCAUUGCCAUAAAUUCAGAAAAUUAUCAGGUGUCUUUGAGUGGAUGUGAAGUUGGCCGAUUUCAGCAUCGUAUAUCUCUGGAACGCGUCAUCGCUCUGAGUGUUGGAGGAGAGGUUUCUUUAACCAACGUGGUGUUCACGGAGAACAGGGCUGGAUCCUCCAUCUUUCAGCAGGGCGGAAGUUUGAUCAACUUCCAGGAUGGGACUAUGACUUUUGAUGAACAAUCAUCUGUGAUAGAUGGAAGCUGGUCUUUGAUGGGCACCCAAUACAAUCAGUCAUCUUUCCAAACAACGACUGAACUUUCAUUGAGCAACCCAGUCCAAAAUCCUAUCCUUCCUUAUGUGGGCCCAAUUUCAGGAGGACUGAGAGAAGGAAUGGCAUUGUACUUGCAGGGAGUUGUUCCUUCUAAUGCUGGCCGGUUUGCAAUAAAUUUCAAGACCGGGUCAUCUGAUACUGAUGACAUUGCUUUCCACUUCAAUCCCCGAAUGGGCUCAAAUGUGAUCUUGAACAGCUUCAGGAAUGGGGGAUGGGAGUCUGAGGAAAGUGUCUCUGACAACCCCUUUAAAAAGGGAGAAGCUUUUGAGAUGUUCACUGUCAUCAAAUCCGAAGGAUAUCAGAUAUACGUGAAUGGCAAGGAGCAGUACACAUUCAAGCACCGUAUACCACUGGAAAAAGUGUCAGCAUUAAAUAUCAAAGGAGAUGUUGCUGUGAACCUUUUUGGAUUCAUACAAAACUGGAGCACAUCUUCAUUCCCUACAGAAGUUACAACAAAAAUCAUCAGUUUGGGCAGCUCACGUGGGGAGCGUUCCACCGUACAGUCAGAGAUCUUGCAGCCAGUCCAAAACCCUAUCCUUCCUUAUGUGGGUCCAAUUUCAGGAGGUCUGAGAGAAGGAAUGGCUUUGUACUUGCAGGGAGUUGUUCCCACUAAUGCUGACUGGUUUGCAAUAAAUUUCAAGACCGGGUCAUCUGAUACUGAUGACAUUGCUUUCCACUUCAACCCCCGAAUGGGCUCAAAUGUGACCAUGAACAGCUUCAGGAAUGGGGGAUGGGAGUCUGAGGAAAGUGUCUCUGACAACCCCUUUAAAAAGGGAGAAGCUUUUGAGAUGUUCACUGUCAUCAAAUCCGAAGGAUAUCAGAUAUACGUGAAUGGCAAGGAGCAGUACACAUUCAAGCACCGUAUACCACUGGAAAAAGUGUCAGCAUUAAAUAUCAAAGGAGAUGUUGCUGUGAACCUUUUUGGAUUCAUACAAAACUGGAGCACAUCUUCAUUCCCUACAGAAGUUACAACAAAAAUCAUCAGUUUGGGCAGCUCACGUGGGGAGCGUUCCACCGUACAGUCAGAGAUCUUGCAGCCAGUCCAAAACCCUAUCCUUCCUUAUGUGGGCCCAAUUUCAGGAGGUCUGAGAGAAGGAAUGGCAUUGUACUUGCAGGGAGUUGUUCCCACUAAUGCUGACUGGUUUGCAAUAAAUUUCAAGACCGGGUCAUCUGAUACUGAUGACAUUGCUUUCCACUUCAUUCCCCGAAUGGGCUCAAAUGUGACCAUGAACAGCUUCAGGAAUGGGGGAUGGGAGUCUGAGGAAAGUGUCUCUGACAACCCCUUUAAAAAGGGAGAAGCUUUUGAGAUGGUCACUGUCAUCAAAUCCGAAGGAUAUCAGAUAUACGUGAAUGGCAAAGAGCAGUACACAUUCAAGCACCGUAUACCACUGGAAAAAGUGUCAGCAUUAAAUAUCAAAGGAGAUGUUGCUGUGAAACUGCUUGGCUUCAUACAAAACUGGAGCACAUCUUCAUUCCCUACAGAAGUUACAACAAAAAUCAUCAGUUUGGGCAGCUCACGUGGGGAACGUUCCACCGUACAGUCAGAGAUCUUGCAGCCAGUCCAAAACCCUAUCCUUCCUUAUGUGGGUCCAAUUUCAGGAGGUCUGAGAGAAGGAAUGGCAUUGUACUUGCAGGGAGUUGUUCCCACUAAUACUGACUGGUAA
Rhinichthys klamathensis goyatoka is the source of this 2338-nucleotide messenger RNA. RefSeq lists its product as uncharacterized. The record is from RefSeq and is a predicted model, not a curated record. NCBI's taxonomy places the organism in Eukaryota, Metazoa, Chordata, Actinopteri, Cypriniformes, Leuciscidae. Gene Ontology annotation, molecular function: carbohydrate binding. The transcript is spliced from 18 exons. Bases 44 to 2338 code for a protein of 764 amino acids.